GUCAUGAUUCACCACCAGGCAAAGACCUCCAACCACUUGUUGGCUCAGUACACAACCCAGUCUGGUGAAAAAAAAACAAAAAAAAUAAAGAAUAGAAUAGAAAAUAAAAUAGAAAAUAAUAAAUAAAUGAGAGUGAGGGCUGAGUACAUGGUGUAAGGGAGAGGUUGUGGGUGCAUUCAGGAAGAAGUAUUUAUGUGCUGUUGUGAGUCAGUUAACUGAGCUGAGGUUUGGUUACAGCGCACAACGCAGACACACACACAGAGCCGGGAUUUACUCAAGCUAAAAGCUGAUCUGCAUCCACCGAUCUGAGCAGCUGAGCAGCGCUAAGCACCAACUGAAGCUCCCGAGCAGCUACAGAAACGACAGAAAAUGCCGUGGACGCACAGAACCGUCCUCCUCUGUGUUUGGUUCAUCUACAUCACAUCAUCACUGGUGGCGGGUUUACAGGAAACGGAUGAGGACGGUCACCGCUGCGCCGAGCUCAACAGCACCACAUGGACGCAGUACCGGCAGAGAACCAAGCUGCAGGUCCAGUACCUGCUGCUGACCAGGCAGAACCCGGACUGUGCGCAGAGGUUCAACCAGGAGUCUCUCGCCAAGAGGAAAUCCUUCUUCAACGAGUCCCGUCCCACGAAGGUCGUCAUUCACGGGUACAGGGCCGUGGGCAGUAAACCGUCCUGGGUGACGAAGCUGGCCGAGGCCCUCCUCAGGGCUCAGGAUGUGAACGUGGUGGUGGUGGACUGGGUCUACGGCGCCUCCUUCGCAUACAACCUGGUGGUGGAGAAUUACAAAGAGGUGGCUCUGCAGAUCUCGGUCCUCAUCAAUCAGCUGCAGACACAUGGAUGCGAACUUGAGUCUUUCCACUUCAUCGGGGUCAGUCUGGGGGCUCACGUCGCUGGGUUUGUUGGGACUCUGUUCGAAGGAAGGAUUGGGAGAAUCACAGCCCUUGAUCCUGCAGGACCCAUGUUUAAAGGAGCGGACACCUACGACCGGCUGGACCCCUCUGACGCCAUGUUUGUGGACGCCAUCCACACGGACUCUGACUACUUUGGCAUCUCCAUCCCCGUGGGUCACGUGGACUUCUUUCUGAACGGAGGGAAGGACCAGACCGGAUGCACCCGCUCCAGGUUUGCCUCAAUUCUUGUGUACUUCCCAGUGUAUGGCUACGUGAUCUGCGACCACAUGAGGGCGCUGCACGUCUACAUGAGCGCGCUGAACGGCUCGUGCCCGUUGGUGGGGAUCCCGUGCCCCACGUACGACGACUUCCUGGAGGGACAGUGCAUGAGCUGUGACGUGUUUCAAGGGACGUGUCCAGUGAUAGGUUUAUCAAAAAACAGUGGCAUAACCGUUUCUCCGAUCCCAAGAGAGAAAAGACUUUUCCUCCUCACAACGUCUUCACCACCUUUUUGCGCUCAUCACAUCCUGCUGAUGCUGGAGGUUUUUCCCCUGGAUAAGAGCGCCGAGCUGGAGGUGACACUGAGGACCGAGGACCAGGAAACAAAGCAGACGCUCAGGCUUCACACGGGUACGACCGUAUACAGGAAGGUGAUGAUUCACCACGUGGCUUUGUGUAAGAUCAACACCAUCAGCCUGAAGAACACGGGAGCGUUCUACAGACAGGGAGAGAUCCACGUCAAGUCUGUUUGUGUCUCCGAGUUCCCCUCAGCCAGGCACGAAGAGCCGAUUUGUGUGAACCACUUUUACGUCAGACGACGAACUGCGUGGUCACAUGACUUUGUGAACGUUUGCGGCUUCUGAAGACAAAAAAAAAAAAAAAAAAUCCGUUGCAUGGAGUAGGUUUCACAUUUUUUCCAUCUCACUUUACAUUAGGGAACAAUAAUCAGCUAAACAUCAGUGUGCAGAGACAGAGAACCAUUGUCGAUUAGAUAACAUGCUCAUUUUUCAACUUUGUGAGUGAACUGUGAAGAAAUAUAUUAUUUUUUUUAUUUGUUUUUGUCAGACUCUGUCAUUUAGUUUUGCCUCUUAGCUCACUGCUACCUCUCAGAAGUGGUUAUAAAGUCAAACCUAUUCCCAUU
Molecule: messenger RNA, 2036 nt
Organism: Mugil cephalus (flathead mullet)
Lineage: Eukaryota; Metazoa; Chordata; Actinopteri; Mugiliformes; Mugilidae
Gene: pla1a
Product: phospholipase A1 member A
Exons: 11
Coding region: 370-1758 (462 amino acids)
Biological process (GO): lipid metabolic process
Molecular function (GO): carboxylic ester hydrolase activity; lipase activity
Source: RefSeq, a predicted model, not a curated record